UAUAUGGAAGGGGCAUCCGGUGAGAGGCGUUAACGGCUGUUGCUCGUUACCGUUUGACGCCGGACUGUUGGCGGAGCUUUGUAGCUUUGUAGGUCACGACUAUGUCCAACAGGUAGUACAAGCGCUGCACGUCUCCUCUCACCUGUCCGUACGUGUAAAGUGAGACAUGGCUGAAAUAAUGGCCGUCAACGCCACUAUCAACAUCACCUACUCGCUCCAGGAGGACGUGAGCACCGCUGCUGCAGCCUCUGCUGCUGCAGCCGUCUCCGCCGCUCCUCCAUCCCCUCUGAGCAGCGAGGACUACCUGUUCGUGGAGGCCCGGCACCCCAACACUGUCCUCCAGGGCCUCAACAGCCUGAGGCUCAACAACGCCUUCUGUGAUGUGACCCUGUGCUGUGGAGGACAGGAGUUCCCCUGCCAUCGCAUCGUGCUGGCCUCCUUCAGCUCCUACUUCCAGGCGAUGUUUUCCACUGACCUGAUCGAGUCCAAACAGGAGCGGGUUGCCAUCAAUGGAGUGGAGCCUCAGAUGAUUGGCAUGUUGGUGAGCUAUGCCUACACGUCUGAGGUGUACAUCUCCAAAGCAAACGUGCAGGCCCUGCUGGCAGCAGCAAACCUGCUGGAUGUGAUGGCCGUUCGAGAGGCCUGCUGUCGCUUCAUGGAGCGUCAGAUGGAUGAGAUGAACUGUGUGGGGAUUCACUGCUUCGCUGAGGCCCAUUCCUGUAAGGUGCUGGAGAAACGCAGCAUGGACUACAUACUGGAGCACUUCUGGAGUGUUCACCAACAGGAGGAGUUCCUGUCUCUGUGCAUGGACAAACUGACGGAAAUCCUCGCCAGUGACUUUCUCAACGUGCCUAAAGAGGAGAUGGUGUUCGAGGCGGCCAUGUUGUGGCUGAAUAAAUGCUCCUCUCGCAAACAGAGCUUCGAAAAGGUCCUGGAGCAUAUCCGGCUGCCUCUUAUCAGCCCGUACUACCUCCACGAUGUUAUCGAGUCUCUGGAUGUGGUGAAGGAGAACCAGGGCUGCCAGAGGCUCAUCUCAGAGGCCAAGGACUACCUGCUGCUAAAGGACCGCCGCGGAGAGCUGUAUUGCCCCAGAGCAAGGCCACGCAGGUCCACAGGGACAGCAGAAGUGAUAGUGACAGUUGGCGGGGAAGAUGACAAGGUGGUGCUGCGCAGCGUCGAGAGCUUCGAUCCCGUGACGAGUCAGUGGAAGAAUCUGGCCUGCUUGCCCUUCGCCGUGAGCAAACACGGCCUGGUCGUGUCGGACUCCACUCUGUAUCUGGCAGGAGGGGAGUUUCCUGAUGGCUCGGCCAGCAGGGAGAUGUGGCGCUACGACCCCUGCUUUGACUCCUGGAUCGAGAUGGCUCCCAUGAAUGUUGCCCGCUCUGAGUUAGGUGAGGGCCUGGUGAUGCUGGACGGCUUCGUGUAUGCAGUGGGCGGUUGGGAGGGACGCUCUCGUCUGGACUCGGUGGAGUGCUACAACCCUCACACAAACACCUGGCAGUUCACGGAGUCUGUCAAGAUGGCCGUGACAAGUCCUGCCGUGGUGGCCCUCGACGGACUGCUCUAUGUUACAGGUGGUGCAGUUCUAGAGGAUGGUGACGGCACAGACCUCGCUCAGGUCUACAACCCUAAAACCGCUGCAUGGACAGAGGUUGCCCCCAUGCAGAUCGCACGCUCUGGUUCAGCUGCAUGUACGCUCAAAGGAAAGCUUUACGUUAUAGGCGGAUGGCACGCAUCGACAGAAAACACUGAUAAGGUGGAGUGUUACAAUCCCAAAACCAACCAGUGGACCAUGUGCGCCCCCAUGAAAGAACGCCGCUAUCGGCCCGGUGCUGCUGUGGUGGAUGGAAAGAUCUACGUCCUGGGAGGAGAAGAAGGCUGGGACAGAUAUCACGACACUAUCGAGAGGUACUGUGAUGAGACGGACACGUGGGAGAUUGUCGGGGAAAUGCCCACCAGUCGUAGCUGGCUCAGCUGUGUGUCUCUCCAGCUGAGGAAGGACAUCCACGUGAGCAGGUGUCCCGGGACGCCAAAUGACAACUGAGCGGGUGGCGUCUGGAGAGAAGAAAUAAUUUGUGGUUAUUUGCACCCUCAUUGAGAGACUGUGCACUACACAGCUCAGAGCUGCGGGAACAGCAAACUGAGCUGAUGCCAGGAUUUGGCACAGCGCUGUUUGAGCUGUUACUGGUGGCAAAAAGUAGAUGGUUAUUAAAUCAGUGACGCUUGUAGAGUCACAUUCGGAUCCCUAAAGGAAACAUCACACACAAAUCUCAAGUAAUCGACUGAUCGACAGCAGUAUAAACUCACUCUCUGUAUGAUGUGAAUAUAUGUUUAGGUACUAUUUUAUUGUCCGAGCACCUCAAAUCUGUGAAGAUUUUCCCAGCCAACAAAGUGUAUUUUUGUAUUAUUAUUAUUUUUAUUAUUAUUAUGUGUUAUAAGCUAUGAGAAGCUCUGAGAAAGAUCUUAACGUAAACAUUUCACUCUCUUAAAAGAUGCUCUGCGGGCUAAAGAAUCUCAUUUUGACUAUUUUGAGAGGCUACCUGUGAAAAAAAAGAUACGUCUAUACGUGAGCAGUGUUUUUGUUUUUAAACUUUGUACGUCCUGAAUGAUUGUCUUUAUUACCUGUGAUAUGUUGAGUAUAUUUUUGUAAUGUAGCGUGUGUACAUUUUAGUGAAUUUUAAAUGGAGUUGGGUUCUAAUAAAGAUGUUUAAUUCUUUAA
Larimichthys crocea (large yellow croaker) is the source of this 2719-nucleotide messenger RNA. RefSeq names its product kelch-like protein diablo. The record is from RefSeq and is a predicted model, not a curated record. The transcript is spliced from 12 exons. Gene Ontology annotation, molecular function: protein binding. The coding region runs from base 167 to 2044 and encodes 625 amino acids. NCBI's taxonomy places the organism in Eukaryota, Metazoa, Chordata, Actinopteri, Sciaenidae.